GAAUAUUGCCUUCGUCAGAUCCUUUCCUUUGGCUUCUUUAACUCUGUGUUACCAGAAGUAUGCAGCACAUUUCAAGUGACAUUUACUCAAGGUUAUGACAACAAGUAGCUGUCUCCUGGUGAUGCAUAUGUUCCGGCCUUUCCCCAUCCAAGAAUCAUUCGCUUGCUCUUCUUCAGAACUCACGGGUCAUUUGCUUCCUCUUCUUCAAAGCUCGUUCCUUCUCAACCAUCUUGGCUGGAAAGAUCCCACUUCAGAGCUGAAGAUCUUCCUUCACGAAGAAAAUAUUCUGAAGAACCAAUCAAGAUUUCUGUCUGUCCAAGUCCAAGCACCAUCCCUGUCUUAACCCCAAGCAGAAAGAAUGAAGCACAUUAUCACUCCAUAUGAACACACCAAUGACACAGCAAGAAACAAUUCAGAUUGCCCUGAUGUAGUUUUGCCAGAAGAGAUAUUUUUCACAAUCUCCAUCAUUGGAGUUCUGGAGAACCUGAUUGUCCUCCUGGCUGUGGUCAAGAAUAAGAACCUCCAGUGCCCCAUGUACUUUUUCAUCUGCAGUUUGGCCAUUUCUGACAUGUUGGGCAGUCUGUACAAGAUCUUGGAAAAUAUCCUCAUCAUGUUCAGAAACCGGGGUUACCUCCAGCCUCGUGGCAACUUUGAAAGCACAGCAGAUGACAUCAUUGACUGCAUGUUCAUCCUCUCUUUGCUGGGCUCUAUCUUCAGCCUGUCUGUGAUUGCUGCUGACCGUUACAUCACCAUCUUCCACGCCCUGCAAUACCACAGCAUUGUGACCAUGCGCCGCACCAUCAUCACCCUAACAGUUAUCUGGAUAUUCUGCACAGGGAGUGGCAUCGCCAUGGUUAUCUUCUCCCACCACGUCCCCACGGUGCUCACCUUCACGUCACUCUUCCCUUUGAUGCUGGUUUUCAUCCUAUGUCUCUACAUUCAUAUGUUCUUGCUUGCCCGCUCCCAUGCUAGAAAGAUCUCUACUCUUCCCAGAGCCAACAUGAAAGGGGCCAUCACACUGACUAUCCUUCUUGGAGUCUUCAUCUUCUGUUGGGCCCCCUUUAUCCUCCAUGUCCUCUUAAUGACCUUCUGCCCAAAUAACCCUUACUGUGUUUGCUACAUGUCUCUCUUCCAGAUCAAUGGCAUGUUGAUCAUGUGCAAUGCAGUCAUUGACCCCUUUAUAUAUGCCUUUCGGAGCCCAGAGCUCAGGGAUGCAUUCAAAAAGAUGUUUUCCUGCCACAGGUAUCAGUAGACUUUUUGAUCCCUGAUUUAAAUAAUGUAAAGAGACCAAACGGCAUGACAGUCUGACAAGUGAUGAUGCAUCUUAGCAGCCUUUCUUUCUUUAAUAGAUGGAGACAAUCAAUUAAACUGACUAGUGUUUAGCAUAGCUGGCUUUCUAAUGAAGUAUUACUGCAGCUGCAAACUUUAUAUUGUAUCUAGAGAGAUGAAAUGGUAGGCUAAAUAGGACAGUAUACGAAGUACACAUCAAUACAAAUGUGAGGAUUUGGGGUUAAGCAAGUAUUUGUUCUUCUGUGGGUACCUGGAAAACUGUCCUGGAAGGCCUUUCCAGGUCAGAAACCAUGACAACCAAUUCUCCAACUAAUUAAAUGUGUUGGUUAGAUUCCUAUUUCUGUGGCAAAUGCAUGCAAUCGAUCAACUUUGAAAGAGGAAAGAUCUAUUUGGGCUCAUAGAUUGAGAUGGUUUUUGGUCCAUGACACCUGGCUAUUGGUUGGACCUAUGAUGAUGCAGCAUAUCACAAUGGAAGCAUGUAGCAAAACAGCGUACAGCAGCCAGAAACCACAGUAAAGAAGCAAAGACGGGUCUCUGAUAGUCUUCUUUGCUGGUAAAACCUCAAUGAACUAAGAUUUCCCACCUCUUAAAGGCCACCUUCUGGUAGCAGCACACCAAAGACCACGUCUUUAACACAUGAGGAUCAUUUACCUAAACCACAAUGGAGAAUGACUCAGUGUAGAAACUAUAGUGUUCUUGUAAGACAAAGAUGUCACAGAUAAAUAAUCUAUCACCCAUGUAGCCAGCCUUUGAAUUUCCAAAAACAAACAAAUCUUCACUAUGAAUAUUCUUGGCUCACUCAGGAUCCCACUUACUCUCAAAAUCUCUUCCUGCUUCAAUUUCCUCAAGCUUUAAAAACAAAAAUUUCAAGAGUGAAGUCAAAUUUUAACCUAUUUGAGUCUAGUUCAGGAGUAUGCAAUGUCUGUUGUCUUAGAAGAAGUAUGGCCAAACAGUGUGUCUGUCCAAAUGUAUGAGUAAUGCCCCUGAAACUGUAUUUCAUAGGAAAAGAAUGAAGAGAGGAAAGGACGUAUAGAGGGGGAAAAAGGAGAGGGAAGGAGGAAGAGAGAUAAGAGAUAAGAGAGAGAAACAGAGUCAGAAUCAUGUUUUUGAGUAUGGAAAAACCAAGACCAAAACAUUUCAAGCAUGCUGUUACUAGAGACCCAAGCCAAAGAUAUGAUGAAAAAAUUCUUUUUUCUUCAUACGCAAGUCCUAAAGGUAGGCACAUCAAAUUACUGAUAAUUACAUUCUGCAUGCACUACUAGAUGUCCAAUAUUAAAACACGGCAUUCUAAAUAGUAGUAAAAGAAACAAACUCUAAAUUUUACCCAUUAAUAUCAUAGCUAAAGAAGAGGCUCAAUAGGCAGUAGACUGCAACAGCAAGUCCUUGCUAAACUGGAAAGAGCUGUCAGUGAUAAAAGGAUUCAGGAGCUUCUCUAGCCUCCCAGGAUUCACAGCAUCUCCUGGAAGAGACAGCAUCUCGCCUUCCGUCUCCAAUUCCUAUCAUAUAAGAACUUCUGAGGAAACCAAAGAAAAAGAUGUAUGAUACAAAAAGUAUGAUUUAUAAGGGCUAAAGAUGUGCUGGAGACAGCAAAAUAGAAGAAGCUCAUACUUAAGAGAGGGGAAAGGUCUUACAUGCUAAGCUGGAAAAGCGUGGGACAUGGCCAACCAGAGACGCAGGCUUUCUCAAAGACUGACAUGUUCAACACAACUAAGAACAGCUCUGUCCUGAAUGGUUUAGGAUGUAUGCUAGUGUCACCUGGAAGGGAAAAACGUGGGAGUUAUAACCAGGACAGCUGUUGUGUCUGCAGGGAUGCCUCUGAGCUCAGCGGUGUUUCCCAAGGACCGAUGUGAGAAGACACCACAAACAGGACACAGAGCUUAGACAUGGAGGAACGGGGCCUUGAAAGGCAGAGGAAAUGUCUGAGAUUUAAGGGAGGGAGUUAGGGGUGUGAGUCUGCACAGCUGUGCCACAGGUUGUAAGGAAACCCACACAUGUCCUCUUUCAUUCUGUGGAAAUCUUCAGUUUUUUUGUCCUACCUUUCCAAAUGGAUUGCAAAUUCUUCUAUUGUAUAUGACACUGUGUAUGCUUAACUUUUAAAAUGUUAUUUCUGCCCUUGAAAGACUAACGGAGCACAUAUGCUUCUGUAUUAAGCCAGGUGUUCUCAAUAAAACAUAACUUUUUCUC
Mesocricetus auratus (golden hamster) is the source of this 3474-nucleotide messenger RNA. It is a transcript of the gene Mc2r, whose product is annotated as melanocortin 2 receptor. The transcript has 2 exons. Lineage: Eukaryota; Metazoa; Chordata; Mammalia; Rodentia; Cricetidae. Gene Ontology annotation, biological process: G protein-coupled receptor signaling pathway. Gene Ontology annotation, molecular function: corticotropin receptor activity. Gene Ontology annotation, cellular component: membrane. The record is from RefSeq and is a predicted model, not a curated record. The coding region runs from base 359 to 1252 and encodes 297 amino acids.